Molecule: messenger RNA, 3212 nt
Organism: Neopsephotus bourkii (Bourke's parrot)
Lineage: Eukaryota; Metazoa; Chordata; Aves; Psittaciformes; Psittacidae
Gene: LRSAM1
Product: leucine rich repeat and sterile alpha motif containing 1
Exons: 25
Coding region: 160-2346 (728 amino acids)
Molecular function (GO): protein binding
Source: RefSeq, a predicted model, not a curated record
UGGUGUCAUGUGACCUAGGCGGUGUGGCAUCAUGGCGGCGGGCAGCGAGCACAGUUGUGUAGCCCAGGCUCCCCAGCAGAUGCAUACUCCAGGAGCCCUCUGCCCUUCUGUGUGCUGAUGGUUCGUGCCACUGAGGCACAGCUCUAGCCCAGACUGAAGAUGCCACUUUUCUUCCGUAAGAAGAAACCCAGCGAUGAUGCUCGGAAGCGCCUUGAAUACCAAAUGUGCCUGGCAAAAGAAGCGGGUGCUGAUGACACUCUGGACAUAUCCAAAUGUGAGCUCUCAGAGGUUCCUUAUGGGGCCUUUGCAACUUGUAAAGUCUUGCAAAAAAAGGUGCUGAUUAUUCAUACGAAUAACCUGACAUCUUUAGUUCCAAAGUCCUGCAGCCUCCUGAGUCUCGUGACUCUGAAGGUUCUGGACCUGCAUGACAACCAGCUGGCAUCGCUUCCUGCUGAUAUCGGUCAGCUGGCAUCUCUUCAGGUCCUAAACCUCGAAAGAAACCUUUUAAGAUGUCUUCCACAAUCUAUAGGAGACCUUGCCCAGCUCCAGAUGCUCAAUGUGAAAGGUAACAAGCUGAAGGACCUGCCCGUGACCGUGAGCGGCCUGCGGAGCCUGCGCGCCCUGGACAUCAGUGGGAACGCGGUUGUGGAGCUGCCACGGGGGCUGGCGCACAUCCGCACACUGGAGACGCUGACCCUGGAUGCCUCUUCCAUGACCUACCCAUCACCUGACAUUUGCAGUGCAGGUACAGAGUCCAUUCAGCAGUUCCUCUGCAAAGAAUGUGGAAUUGCAUACUACCCCCCCGCUCAGUACCCGCUCCCUGCCCUGGAGAGUGAUGGAGGAGGAACGUCUGUGGAUGGGGUGGACAGGGCAGUGCAUAAGUACCUGGAGGAGGAGGGCGAGUGGCAGAACAAGUUCCUGGAUUAUGAGAAGAGGAAGGAACAGAAAAUGCAGGAGAAGCUGGAAUUUGAGCGGCGCUUGAGCAAGGGGCAGAGAGAGCAGGCUCUGCUGGUCCAGCAGCUCAACAGUCAGAAGGACGACAUACUGCAGACAGUGAGAGAGGACCAGAUGAGGCUGGAGGAGGGUCUGACCAAGCACCAGCGCUACCUCGAGGAGGAGCGCCUGAAGCUGCUGCAGCAGUUGAAGCAGGCAGAGCAGGGCAUUGCCAGCCGUAUCCAGAAGCUGCUGGAGGACAACCAGAGACAAAAACAAAGUUCAGACAUUCUGAAAUCCUUGGAGAAUGAGAGAAUAAGGAUGGAACAGCUGAUGGCAAUAACACAGGAGGAGACAGAGCAACUACGCAGAAAGGAAGUGGCCGCUGCCAUGCAACAAAUGCUGGCCGAGAGCUACAAGAACAAGCUCAUCCAGAUGACCAACGAGUCUCGUCGGCAAGACCUUGUCAACCAGGCCUGCUCCAGCCUAGCUGAGAUGGAUCAGAAGUUCCAGCAAAUCCUGGCUUGGCAGCAGCUGGAUCAGAACAAAGCUGUCAGUCAGAUCUUGCAGCAGAUUGAGAUGCAGAAAGCUGCCUUCGAAGCUCUCCAAGUGAAGAAGGAUCUUAUGCACAGGCAGAUCCGGAACCAGAUUAAAUUAAUAGAAACAGAGUUAUUGCAGCUGACACAGCUGGAGUUAAAGAGGCAAGAACUGGACACAGAGACGCUGCAGGGGGUGAUCACAGAGCAACGGCAGGCUCUUGGCUACCUGCUGCAGCAGCUGCUCAAGGAGAAGAAGCAAAGGGAGGAAGAGCUGCAGCAGAUACUGCUGGAAAUGGAAGCAAAGAGCGAAACCCAGCAGGAGAACUACUGGCUGAUCCAGUACCAGCGCCUGCUGAACCAGAAGCCGCUCUCGCUGAAGCUCCAGGAGGAGGGCUUGGAGCGGCCGCUGGUGACCCUGCUGACGGAGCUGGCUGCUGAGCAGUACGUGCCCAUCUUCGCCCACCACCGGGUGUCCUUGCGCGCCCUCGGCACCAUGAGCGCCAGCGACCUGCAGAAGAUUGGUGUGGCAGAGGCCGGCCUGCAGCGUGCCAUCCUCCAGCGGGCCCAGGAGAUCCUGGCUGUGGCCAAGACCAUCCCAGAGCUGCUGAGGACGGAGGACACCGAGGUCCCUGCAGCCCCAGAGCCCAGCGCUCCCUGGGAGGAGCCUCCGAGCCCUGUGGUCCCGACGGCUCCGCUGCUGCAGUGGGAUGAGAAGAGGUCGGAGUGCGUUGUCUGCAUGGAGCAGGAGACCCAGAUGGUUUUCCUGCCCUGUGGCCACGUCUGCUGCUGCCAGAGCUGCUGUGAGCAGCUGCUCACUUGUCCCCUGUGCCGCAGGGACAUCGCCCAGCGCAUCCGCAUCUUCCACAGUGGCUAGGGGCAGGGGGAAGGAGGACGAGGCUGCCCCCACUGCUGCUGCCAGCCCUGCCUGGGGUGACGCCCCUCUGCUGCUCCAUGUCAGUGUCAGGCACUCGCACCGUGAUCAGCACUGCCCUCCCCUGCAUGGCCUGGGCUGGCUGCAGCUGCACACGGGUGUCUCAGUGUCCCCCGUGUUCCCCGAUGGUUGCUCAGCCUCCCCCUUGGGUUCCUUCUUCACCUGCAUCCCCUCUCCUGCCUGCCCCUGCCCGCCCAGCAUCCUCUUGCCUGGCAGUGCUGGGGGAUGGAAGCGGGUGCCCCCGUGGCCCCUCUUUGCUGUGGAUGUGUUUGCCUCGGAGAUGCCCCUCGCUCAGCAGGGGCACAGCCAGUGCCAGCUCUGAAGCUGCUCCCUGCUGGGGCCGGGCACUGCCGGGCGCCUGCAUCGAGCACAGUGCCUGGAGUGGGAGAUGCUGGCAGUGCCCUGUGCCUGUGCCACAGCAGAGCUGUGGGGCUUUGCUCCAGUGACCCACAGGAGCCUGCCAGGGGCUGCAGGUGCCAGGGCAGCGUGAGGAGCUCCCUGACCCCUAAUUCAAGCUCCAGGACUCGAGGGCCUUGCCCUGGCCAGAGGAGCCCAGUGGGGUGCCGGAGCUGAAAAACACAUUGGAGCAGGAGCACGAGUCCAGCAAUGGGGGUGAGGGGCUGGGGCUGUGUCCAGCGCAGUCCCAGGUGCUUCCCUGCGCUGGUGGUAGGUAAAGCUUCAUCAGUAGGAAGGGUGAUCCCAGAGCAUCUUCCAUCUCCUGACCCUGAAGUAUGAGAUGCAGCGGUAAGCUUGGUCCCACCACGGCCCUUCCCCAGGAGAAGCUAUUAAAGAGCAGCUGGUUUCUGCUG